UAAGUUGAGCAAGGCAAAAGCUGGAGUGGACGUGUCUUUUGAAACUGCUGCUGUUUCACUUCUCAGGCGUCACCGAGAGCUCAGCACCCAGGCUGAACUCUGUACCAUUUGGAAGAAUGGAAGCUGAUGCAUCUGUUGACAUGUUUUCCAAAGUCCUGGAGCAUCAGCUGCUUCAGACUACCAAACUGGUGGAAGAACAUUUGGAUUCUGAAAUUCAAAAACUGGAUCAGAUGGAUGAGGAUGAAUUGGAACGCCUUAAAGAAAAGAGACUCCAGGCACUAAGGAAAGCUCAACAGCAGAAACAAGAAUGGCUUUCUAAAGGACAUGGGGAAUACAGAGAAAUCCCUAGUGAAAGAGACUUUUUUCAAGAAGUCAAGGAGAGUGAAAAUGUGGUUUGCCAUUUCUACAGAGACUCCACAUUCAGGUGUAAAAUACUAGACAGACAUCUGGCAAUAUUGUCCAAGAAACACCUCGAGACCAAAUUUUUGAAGCUGAAUGUGGAAAAAGCACCUUUCCUUUGUGAGAGACUGCGUAUCAAAGUCAUUCCCACACUAGCACUGCUAAAAGAUGGGAAAACACAAGAUUAUGUUGUUGGGUUUACUGACCUAGGAAAUACAGAUGACUUCACCACAGAAACUUUAGAAUGGAGGCUCGGUUCUUCUGACAUUCUUAAUUACAGUGGAAAUUUAAUGGAGCCACCAUUUCAGAACCAAAAGAAAUUUGGAACAAACUUCACAAAGCUGGAAAGGAAAACUAUCCGAGGAAAGAAAUAUGAUUCAGACUCUGAUGAUGAUUAGAGCUCAAUAAUUCUUUGUAAAUUGUCUUUUUUUUCUGCUUCAGAUUUAAAUGUGUUUUUAAAAUUCUAUUAAUGUCUAUACAUUGGUCACCUAAAUACUCAUAUUCUCAAGUUUUAUACAGUUGUAUCACAUCGGAAAAAAAAA
This is a messenger RNA of Gorilla gorilla gorilla (western lowland gorilla), 941 nucleotides long. Its product is annotated as thioredoxin domain-containing protein 9-like. The record is from RefSeq and is a predicted model, not a curated record. Lineage: Eukaryota; Metazoa; Chordata; Mammalia; Primates; Hominidae. The transcript has a single exon. The coding region runs from base 117 to 797 and encodes 226 amino acids.